GUUGCCAAGUAGGCAGAAAUAUCAACCAAAAUAGUGGAGUAAAUUGAUCACUAGAUCAGCUUGAUUGGGAAAAAUGUAUGUAAAGUCUUGAUUGUAAUUCAAAUAUCUCAAGAUUUCCCCUUUCUUAUUUGUUUUAAACUUGUGCGUCUAGGUUUUGGAGUCCAACUAGUAUUUCCAGCCCUGCGCAGUACGCAAGUACAUUCUUCGGCGGCUGUAUGAAUUUCUGCAUCUGAAUUUCCCUUCAGUUAGAGAAAAUGUCAGAUGCAUGGGAGGAUAUCCAAGCAAUCAAAAGCAAGAGAAACAGCUUGCGAGAAAAAUUACAGAAGAGGAAAAAAGAAAGACAAGACAUUCUUAAUCAGUCUGCAAGUAGUGUAUCAGCAGAUAAAAUACUAUCUGCGGACACUUUAGGCAUUAUCAAGAUAGGAUCACCUAUUAUUUCCAAAAGCUUAGAUGAAAUUGAUGGUUCUGAAAUCAGCGAUGACUCAUCAAAAUGUGAUCCAACGGCCGAGCAGCAUCUAUUAAACUGUCUCACGGAGCUAGCUCUAUCAUUGCCAGUCACAUCGUUAUUUUUAACCACCACAGUCUCCAAAAUGCAGCCUGGCUCAAUCUUGAUCACUCAUACUGGAAUUGUCAACUUACUUCAAAAAUUUGCCACUCAAAAGCUUAUCAAUGUUAAAGAAAGCACUCAAAAUGGAAUCGCUGUUUUAGAAGUUACCUCGGUUGAACACUCAAAGCUUCAAGCCAUGGUCAAUGAGCUCUCCAGUAAAAACCAGUCAGACAGUGAGUCAGAAGUGUUGAACAAAGACUCGUCUGAUGAAACCAAAAGAAAGAAAGGGAGCACCGACCCUGAAGAGUUGGAGCCGGCACCAAAAGUAUUGAAGUCAAAUGGAAAAGUAGAACAGACUUCAGAUUUCGGGAAAAUAAAAGAUAAAAAAGAGACAGAAACUACAGAUAUUAUGUCCUUGUUGUCUAUGCCAUCAGCUCGGGAAAAAGAGGUGAAAAAAGUGGGUGAAGAGAUACUGGAUCUUCUCAAUAAACCGACUGCGAAAGAAAGGUCUUUAGCGGAACGUUUUCGAUCACAAGGAGGUGCUCAAGUUAUGGAAUUUUGCCCACAUGGAACGAAAUCUGAAUGUUUACGGGUUGGAAAUGAGCACUGUAAAAAAUUGCAUUUCAAGAAAAUUAUCCAAAGUCAUACGGAUGAAUCUUUAGGUGAUUGUUCCUUUUUGAACACAUGUUUUCACAUGGACACUUGCAAAUAUGUUCAUUAUGAAGUGGAUGGCUCUACAACGUCAAAAGAUCCUCUGCUGGAUGAGAGUCUGCAAAUCGUUGAAAAGAAGCUUUUAGUUCAAGAUAAAACAAUACUGUAUCCUCCACAGUGGGUGCAGUGUGAUCUUCGUUACUUAGACAUGACUGUUUUAGGUAAAUUCGCUGUUAUUAUGGCAGAUCCACCGUGGGACAUACACAUGGAGUUACCAUACGGAACUAUGUCGGAUGAUGAAAUGCGACAACUCGGGAUCCCGCAGCUGCAGGAUGAUGGUCUUCUUUUCCUCUGGGUUACUGGACGAGCAAUGGAACUUGGCAGAGAGUGUCUAAUGUUGUGGGGCUACGAACGUGUAGAUGAAUUAAUUUGGGUGAAAACAAAUCAGCUGCAAAGGAUAAUCAGAACUGGGCGGACUGGUCAUUGGCUCAACCAUGGAAAAGAACAUUGUUUGGUUGGCAUGAAGGGGAAUCCGAUGAAUUUAAAUAGGGGUCUUGAUUGUGAUGUAAUUGUAGCUGAAGUUCGAGCCACGAGUCAUAAACCAGAUGAAAUCUAUGGGAUAAUCGAAAGACUCUCUCCUGGUACCAGAAAAAUAGAACUUUUUGGGAGACCUCACAAUGUUCAACCGAAUUGGAUCACUCUAGGAAAUCAAGUGGACGGAGUUCGAUUGGUAGAUCCAGAACUGAUACAAGCAUUUAAAGAACGCUAUCCUGAUGGAAAUUGCAUGGUGCCUCCCAAAUCAUGACUAAAUUAUGUUUAACUGUUUGAAAGUCUACUGUCUGUGAUACUAAUUUGUAAUUUUAUACUUAAGUGUAUGUACAGUGUCCCCAAUUGAUUGUUUUUAUCAUGUAUUAAUUUAUUAAAUUGAUCUUUGUAUAAGAA
This is a messenger RNA of Bemisia tabaci, 2140 nucleotides long. RefSeq names its product methyltransferase like 3 (gene Mettl3). Gene Ontology annotation, molecular function: mRNA m(6)A methyltransferase activity. The record is from RefSeq and is a predicted model, not a curated record. Gene Ontology annotation, cellular component: RNA N6-methyladenosine methyltransferase complex; nucleus. Gene Ontology annotation, biological process: RNA methylation; mRNA modification. Lineage: Eukaryota; Metazoa; Arthropoda; Insecta; Hemiptera; Aleyrodidae.